UUUUAUUUAUUUAUUCUUAAUUUUCUAUUUAUCAUUCUUGCAUCAUCUAAAUUAAUGUUUCCAGCAAGCUAGUUACUUUGGAACUUGUCUUCAAAUUAAUAAACAUUUAAUUUCUUCCAGCUUGUGAAAUGGUUAUUAAACUUGGAUGACAAUAUUAAAAAUUAUUACAUAAUUAAUCAAAUAUUGUUAAUGCUGUGUAGCUGGUCCUGGUGCUAUAAGUAUGGUUAGGUAUAAAAAAAGGUACAUUGUUGUGGAGUUCCGUGACAGUCGGAAAAGCAACACAUUCCUUCAUUUAAAAGGGAAUCAUCCAAAAAAUGCAAUUGAUGAGGCCAUAUUUAAAACACAUGGUCAUUAUGGGAAAGUGGUGGUGCAACCAUUGAAAGUGAACUACCUUGGGUGCGAAUGUGGUCUGUUGAUGAUCAGGACGCCGUUGUCUGCAUAUAAGCUGCUGCUGUCUGCUCUUCCAACCAUCGAUUGUGUGUCUGGUGUUCCUGUUAAAGCUCGUGUCCUCAGAGUUGCUGCUUCACCAUCAGCCGCUUUCAAAUUCCUGAAGAGUUUCAAUGAAGACCUGCUGGCAACAUACCAGAAGAACCAAAAAAUAUACAGAGAGAUAAAAGAGGCCGCGUUCGACUCCUCUGAUGACGAGAUGGACGACGGAUGAUGAAAGAUAUGUAGUUUUUGUAACUUUCGCCGUGUCGUCUGUUGUUUUUAUUGCAGUCUUAGUCAGAUGUUAUACCGAGUAUAUGUUGCCAAUUUAC
Hyalella azteca is the source of this 758-nucleotide messenger RNA. RefSeq lists its product as uncharacterized. Gene Ontology annotation, cellular component: ribonuclease P complex. Gene Ontology annotation, molecular function: ribonuclease P RNA binding. The transcript has 4 exons. Gene Ontology annotation, biological process: tRNA 5'-leader removal. The coding region runs from base 221 to 661 and encodes 146 amino acids. The record is from RefSeq and is a predicted model, not a curated record. Lineage: Eukaryota; Metazoa; Arthropoda; Malacostraca; Amphipoda; Hyalellidae.